Dentiscutata erythropus is the source of this 131-nucleotide messenger RNA. Lineage: Eukaryota; Fungi; Glomeromycota; Glomeromycetes; Diversisporales; Gigasporaceae. The record is from the annotation of a GenBank genome assembly.
ACAGUGAAGAAAAUAAAGAUGACGAAGAAGCUGAAAAGAAUAGGGAAGAAACUAUAGAAGAGAAUGAAGGUGGCAACUCAAGGGCUUCAUACUACUGUUAUUUCUUGCAAGAUCGAAAUUAUUAUAGCUUG